Messenger RNA from Brenthis ino (lesser marbled fritillary), 525 nucleotides. NCBI's taxonomy places the organism in Eukaryota, Metazoa, Arthropoda, Insecta, Lepidoptera, Nymphalidae. The record is from the annotation of a GenBank genome assembly.
AUGGCAAAUAAUUCUAUGGGCCAAGCUCCUAAUAUGCCAUCAAUUGGUGCAAUCAAUUCACAAACUAUGCAAUACGUAAAUAAUCCUCUUCAAAGUCCUCAACUACAAUCUGCUCCUAUCCAAGGAUCACCUUCACAACACAGUCCGAUGGGCACACAACAAGUUGGUACUAAAGUUAAUCAAGGUGGAGGUGAUCAAACUACACAGUUACUCAGUCGACCUCGACUUCAAGAACUAGUGAGAGAAUUAGAUCCCACAGUCCAGUUAGAUGAAGAAGUAGAAGAAAUGUUGUUACAAUUAGCUGACGACUUUAUAGAUACAACGCUUGGUGCAUCAUGUUCUCUUGCCAAGCACCGACAUGCCCCCAAUGUGGAGCUAAAAGAUGUUCAAUUACAUUUAGAAAGACAAUGGAAUAUGUGGAUUCCUGGUUUUGGAAAUGAUGAACUUAGACCAUAUAAACGGGCCGCUGUAACUGAAGCUCACAAACAAAGGAUGGCCCUCAUAAGAAAAACUAUUAAGAAAUAC